Messenger RNA from Capsella rubella, 2138 nucleotides. RefSeq names its product nucleoporin NSP1. Lineage: Eukaryota; Viridiplantae; Streptophyta; Magnoliopsida; Brassicales; Brassicaceae. The record is from RefSeq and is a predicted model, not a curated record.
AAGAAAAAAACAAUCUUAUAAGAAGAAGCGUUAUAGCGACGCAGGCAAAGUGAGGAAAUCGUUUCCUAUAAAUUGUAACCACAAAGUGCUCUUUUCUUUUUUCUUCUUCACACAAACCCUAACCUUUGAUUUCUGAAUUAAAGCUUCUCCUUCAAUCUCUCUUGGUCGUUGCUCCGCUUCCUCACUUCUUGUUCAAAGUUUGAGACAUCAGAGAGAAGGAUGAGAAUUGAUUUUGCUGAGCCAGAGUGCAGAGACUGUUACCAUUGUCGCACUGCAGGCGUACUCAAUACCCAAGAAUCUGAACUGCACAGUGUGAUUGGCUCAUCCUUCGCUUCAGUUCCGAUUGGUCCCGGAACUCUUCAAGAAGCUCUUGGGCAUGUUGUUGUUUCAACCUCAUCUUCUUCGCCAACUAUCUUUGGAUCCGCUCCUGCUGCUACCCCUUCUGUUAAUUGCGGACCAGAGCAAUCUGUUGACCCAAAACAACGGUCCUUUGGGUCUCCCUCACAAGGACCAGCCUUCCAAGCUCCUAUACUAGCUACUAGUUCUGGUUCUGGUGCAUCUGGAGCUUCCGCAUCCGCAACUUCAUCUCCAGAUCACAGCUCUUCAGUAUUCAAACUCGGAUCCGCUCCUGCUGCCACCACAUCUGUUAGUUCCGGACCAACGCCAACUCUUGCCCCACCCAUCUUCGCAACUGAAUCCAUAUUUAAAGCUCCUGUCCAAGGUAAUACUGGUUCGGUUAGUUCUGCUCCAACGCAAGCUUUUGGUCAACCCACAUCUGUUUUGGUGCACUCUCUACUCCCACACCACAGAUUUGGGACAAUGCAAGAUCCCUUCCAGUCUGGUGCAUCUUUUAGCUUUCCGACAGUGCAUAGUUUUGGCAAACCUGCUUUUGCAAGACCUGAUGUCGGUAUCUCGCCAGUAACUUCCUUUUCAAACACUACAACAGGUGUUUUUGGUGCAACUACAGGGAUUUUUGGGCAAACGCAAGCUCCUGUCCAAGCUAGCACUUCCACAUCCCCACCAUUUGGUUGUAACCCAGGAGCCUUGGGGAGUGGCUCUUCACCGUUUACUUCUGCUUUUGGUUACCAGCCAGCAUCUUCCUACCCUGCCAGACAAAACACAUCGACUGGUUUUGGUACACCUACAGGGAGUUUUUGUUCACAGUUUGGUUCCAAAUCUGGAGUGAACUGCAGUGGUUUUCCUGGAUUUGGUGUAGGCUACUCGCCUGGGUCUUCCUCUAACCUAUUGAGCCCAAAUCCACCAAAUUUUGGUGGUGGUUCAAUAGGUGCAGGUCCUCAAUCUUUUGGUGUCCUUGGAGCUACUACUAUGUCGCCGAGCUCGCCUCUUUCAUCACCUUCUUUAUUCAGCACCCAUCCCAAUAUUGGAUUCAAUCCUUCUGCAUCUCAUGAAUGGAGUUACGGCACUAAACAAGGUAGUAGAACUCCAGCUUAUGCGCCUACACAUGAUGGACAAAACAAAUCUGCUUGGGGUCUCCACACAGAAAAAGGCGACACAUUCAUUUCCAUAUCUGCUUCUAAGCCUUAUCAACACAAAAGCCAUGAAGAACUAAGGUGGGAAGAUUACAAGCAAGGAGACAAAGGUGGGGUUUUUCCUGGUGCUCAUACCUAUCCCAUAGGCUCAAGGCCAAUCGCUGCUCCAACUGGUUUCUUCCCUGGUAUUACACCAUCAUUCACAACAGUUCCUUCCAUAAACUCGAGUGUUCAGAGACCCCAUGAAACCGCUACUUUUCCUCCUCCCCCAUCACCCCGAUGCACUGCAUGUGGAGCAACGAGUAGCUCCUCUGCUUCUGGCCACUUCACCUUUAAUGGUGCCACAACUCCUCCAUCAGCUGCUACAACUCCUCCCGGGAUGUUCUUUCCUGCAACUGGUUUUGGUCCUAUGAUGUUUGGUGCAACUCCUUCUGUUCAAGGCGCAACUCCAGCUCUCCAAGCCUAUCCUGUUCAAGGUUACAUUGUUCUCCCGUUCGCGGCCAUGAGUCUGCAGUAAUUUCUCUUUGCUCUCUGCAUCAAAACUCUUUCUUUCAAGUUGUAAGACUAAGUCUCUGUUUUGAUUAGAUGCAAAAAACAGUUGUCAACUUCAUGAUUUUUCGUUUUAGUAAAGAAAGAUAUUUGCUAUCA